Molecule: messenger RNA, 831 nt
Organism: Pseudovirgaria hyperparasitica
Lineage: Eukaryota; Fungi; Ascomycota; Dothideomycetes; Acrospermales; Acrospermaceae
Product: haloacid dehalogenase
Exons: 1
Coding region: 1-831 (276 amino acids)
Molecular function (GO): hydrolase activity, acting on halide bonds, in C-halide compounds
Source: RefSeq, a predicted model, not a curated record
AUGGUUCUCACGCACGCCCCACGCGCUUUGUUGUUUGACAUUUUCGGAACCUGCGUUAAUUGGAGAAACACUGUCACUAGAGUACUCAACGAUACAGUUCGCUUGCGCUUGAGUGAUGCGACAGCGUCCUUGGCUACUUCAGUUCGCAUCAGAGCUUCUGACAUGACGAUCGAACGCUGGGGUGACUUUGCUCAAGAAUGGCACAACGCAUACUAUCAUUUCACUCAAUCAGUUGCUGCGAAGCCCACCGCCACCUGGAAAUCUGUCGAUGAACACCACCAUGAGUCUUUGAGGGGUUUAUUGGAGAAGUGGCAGUUGGUUGGCCUCUACGACGACGAACAGAUCCGCGCCUUAAGUCUUGUCUGGCAUAGCCUAGACGCAUGGGCAGAUUCAUCGGCAGGUGUCACAGAGUUAAACAAGUAUUUCUGGACGGUAACGCUAUCGAAUGGCAACACCAGUCUCCUUAGUGAUCUCAAAACCCACGCGCAGAUACCUUUUACACAUGUAUUCUCCGCCGAAGAUUUUGGUGCGUACAAACCUAAUCAAGGAAUAUAUCUGGGGGCAGUACACAAGCUUGGCCUGCAGCCCAAGGACUGUGCUAUGGUCGCUGCGCACUUGGCUGAUCUCAAGGCUGCCAAGUCGUGUGGUCUGCAGACUAUCUAUGUUGAACGUCCUCAUGAGGAAGCAUGGACUGACGACCAGAUUGAGGCAGCCAAGAAAGAUGGAUUUGUAGACCUCUGGGUGGCCAGUGACGAGGAAGGUUUUAUUGCUGUCGCUGAACGGCUCGGUAUUGAGGUGGAUAGAACACGAAAGAGGAGUCGGUCAACCUGA